Clunio marinus is the source of this 314-nucleotide messenger RNA. The record is from the annotation of a GenBank genome assembly. NCBI's taxonomy places the organism in Eukaryota, Metazoa, Arthropoda, Insecta, Diptera, Chironomidae.
AUGGGUUGCAUGAUCCUACAAAAUACUGUGACUUUAUAUGCAAUUGUUUCUUUUAACUUCAUCAUUGGCUAUGCUUUUCUUGUGGUCACAGCACUUCAAAUAUUUUUCCCUAAUUUAUUAGGAACAGUUUUAAUCGUUGCUGGAGACAAUUAUUAUAAUCAUCUCUGCAACAUUUCAUGGCACAUGCUCUCUGUAUCGGAUCAAAAAUCAGUGUUGCUUCUUCUGGUGUCAGCUAUUAAUCCAAAAAAAAUUACAGCGGGGUUAGCCGUAUUACAGCUUCAAACAUUUAUUGAGAUUUAUAAAUCUAUUUAUUC